CACUUCGCUUCGAGUAGCCCGUGAAGGAAGAGAGAGGAGCGGGUGUGAUCAAGAUAGAAAUCCAUCUGAUGAAUGUAACUUCUUAGAGUUACACUAAAGGGGGAAAAGAUAACCAAGAUCAACUGAAGACUCAGGUGGGUUUAAACCACCUGUAAAACCUCCUGCUGAUGGCAAGAAGACAGCGUUAUGCGUGAUUUUAACAUGCCUGGAGAGUUUGUGCGUAAACGUGCGCGCUUCUCCGUGGCUCGCCAAGCUCUCUUCCCAUCCUGUCCUCAUCCUCAUCUUCCUCGGGUCUGAGCAGCAGCAGCAACAGCAGCAGCGGCGGUCGAUCCUUCAGACCAGCUGAAAAUGGCUCCACUCCGGAGGAGCUCCACUCUGCGACUGACAGGGUUAUUGUGCCUUUCAUUUCUCGUUUUCUUCUCUCGUGGCUUCGCGAGUCAUGAUGUUGUUUCAGAAAAAUCAUCCGGAACGAUACAAGAGGAUUCCCACAGCCAAGCAAACUCCACGGCUCAUAAAAAGACUUUCCCCGUCCUCUCCUUCAACUAUGAACAUGUUAGGACGCCCUUUGAGAUCUCUCUGUGGAUCCUCCUGGCCCUGUUCAUGAAACUUGGUUUUCACAUCAUCCCCACUGUGUCUCACAUCGUGCCGGAGAGUUGUCUGCUGAUCUUUGUUGGCCUGCUGGUGGGUGGCAUCAUCAAAGCGACUGGAGAACAACCCCCCGUCCUUGACUCCAAUCUCUUCUUCCUGUACCUGCUGCCUCCUAUCAUCCUGGAUGCGGGCUACUUCCUGCCCAUGCGCUCCUUCACCGAGAACAUUGGCACCAUCCUGAUGUUUGCAGUGGUGGGGACACUGUGGAACGUCUUUUUCAUCGGUGGGAUGAUGUACGCCGUCUGUCAGAUUGAUGCGGCCGAGCUGGCUCACGUAGACCUGCUGUCCUGCCUGCUGUUUGGCUCCAUCAUCUCGGCCGUGGACCCCGUGUCCGUGCUGGCCGUGUUCGAGGAGAUCCACAUUAAUGAGCUGCUGCACAUCCUCGUGUUCGGGGAGUCGCUCCUCAAUGAUGCCGUCACUGUGGUCCUGUAUCACCUGUUUAAGGAAUUUGCUCACGAGCAGACGAUUACCGUGACCGGCGCCAUCCUCGGCGUCAUCUCUUUCUUCGUGGUUUCCCUGGGAGGUGUCAUGGUGGGCGUCAUCUACGGCAUCGUGGGAGCUUUUACGUCCCGCUUCACCUCAUACUCGCGCGUCAUCGAGCCGCUGUUCGUCUUCCUCUACAGCUACAUGGCUUACCUCUCAGCGGAGAUCUUUCACCUGUCAGGGAUCAUGUCUUUGAUUGCUUGUGGCGUGAUUAUGCGGCCAUAUGUUGAGGCCAACAUCUCCCACAAGUCUUACACUACCGUCAAAUACUUCCUGAAGAUGUGGAGCAGUGUGAGCGACACACUCAUCUUCAUUUUCCUCGGGGUUUCCACAGUGGCAGGUCCUCACACCUGGAACUGGAUCUUUGUCAUCUUCACGGUGAUCUUCUGUCUGGUCUCCAGAGUGCUGGGAGUCAUCGGGCUUACGGCCUUCAUCAAUAAAUUCCGUAUUGUGAAACUGACCAAAAAGGACCAGUUCAUUAUUGCCUACGGUGGCCUGCGAGGUGCCAUAGCCUUCUCACUGGGUUUCCUGCUGGACAAUGAUGAAAUCAAGAACUUGUUCCUUACUGCCAUCAUCACCGUCAUCUUCUUCACUGUCUUCGUGCAGGGAAUGACGAUCAGGCCCCUGGUGGAGCUCCUAGCUGUGAAGAAAAAGAAAGAGAGCAAAGAAUCAAUUAACGAGGAGAUCCACACACAGUUCCUGGAUCAUCUCCUCACAGGAAUUGAAGACAUCUGUGGUCAUUAUGGACAUCAUCACUGGAAGGACAAGCUGAAUCGCUUCAAUAAGACCUAUGUGAAGAGAUGGCUGAUCGCAGGAGAACGCUCGACCGAGCCUCAGCUCAUCUCCUUCUACAAUAAGAUGGAGCUGAAACAGGCGAUGAUGAUGGUGGAGAGCGGGAGCGCUGCCAAGCUGCCCACGAUUGUGUCGACCGUCUCCAUCCGAAACGUUCCGACCAAAGGGGCGCCCAAACCGAGCCGAGCCAUCUCAAAGAGUCGUGAGGAGGAGAUCAGAAGGCUCCUGCGAGCCAACCUGCAGAAAACCCGACAGAGGCUUCGCUCGUACAGCAGAUAUGAGCUGCUAAACGACCCGCUCGAGGACAAUAUAAGCGAGGCUCGCUUCAGGAAGCAGAGGGAGAUGGAGAGAAGGAUGAGUCACUACCUCACGGUCCCUGCAAACCGCCAGGAGACGCCCCCUGUGAGAAAAGUAUUUUUUCAACCAGAGCACAAAGUGUACACCUACGAUGACAGCGAGAGUCCCCGAGGCCGGGCUUCUCCCAGCUGUGCUGAUGAUGUCAGCGAGCUGAAGGAGACCCCCGAGAAGCCUGAUCAGAGCAGCACGCCGAGGGCCAACAGGGACGCCGAGCUGAAGCCAAAAGAGCAGGACGACCAAGGGGAUCAGCUGAAAGUAUCACGCUGCCUCAGUGACCCCGGUCCAAACCCGGAGGAUGACGAGGACAGCACCUUCCUGCCAUGAGUGAAGCACAUUUUACAGGAGAGGCCUGAAGACAAAAGAGCUUUAGCAAAGCUUGAUAUUUAUCAUUUAAAUUGUUGUAUAUUUGUGAUGUAAGAUUAUGCAAUCUUUGUUCCAUACGUUCAUAACAUGUUUUUUUAUCAUGCAACAUGCAGAAUUGCCAAAGCGUGCUGCAGAGGACAUUUCUUAUUUGAAGUUUUUAUACCCGCCUGAAGUUUCAGCAUUUUGAAUUUUAACAUGCGCCUCAAGCCAAAGCAUUUGUUUCAAUGAGCUUGAAGCACCAGACGGGUGGAGUCUCCUGCCUGAAAGCACAGAUAAGAAACAUAAUGAGGUAAAGCCCAGCUGAUAAACAGCGUUGGCUGUCAGUGUUUGUCUGUCUGUGGUAUUUAUCACAGACUGAAACAUCUAAACAACCUUUAGAUGGGUUGCCAUGACGUUUUGUUCAUCUAUGGUGCCCAGAGGUUGAAUCCUCACAACUUAAAGCCUUCAUAAACUUCUCCUCUGGCACCACCAUGAGAUUGACUUUUUUUAUUGUAGUUGUUUUAACUAAAAUAUCUCUUCAGCUAUUGGAUGGAUUACCAUAAAGUAAUGACAGGGGAAAUAGAGCUCACAUUUUUCCCAUAUUGACUUCCCUUCAUGGGCUCCCUGUUGAAUCCAGAACUGGAUUUAAAAUAUUUCUCUUCACAUACAGUUCCCAAAAUAAGACCUCAUAGUAUCAUAUUAUCUUCUCAGAGCUCAUUGCUCUCAAACUGCAGGAUUACUUGUGGUUUCUAGAAGUAGAAUCAGAAGCUUAGAUUGGAUUAGACUCAACUUUCCUGAUAGAGCUUAUAGUUAGGGCUGGAUCAGGUGAGGCUGAACCAGCUCUUAGAUAUGCUGCUAUAGAGUCAGGCUGCUGGGGGUCUUCCCAUGAUGCACUGAGCACUUCUUUUUCACUCACCUCAUGUCACUCCACAUGUGUUUAGAAACCAUUGUUGCAUGUCAUUUUCUCUUCCACAGUUUGUGUUUUGUCCAGUCGCACCGUGCAGAUAGCUGCACCUCCCUGAACCUGGUUCACGUGGAGUUUCUCCUCCUGACUGCUGAUCAAUGUGAGAGCAGCACUUAUUAUAAAAACAAGCUAUAUCCAAACAUGAGACUGAAGUAAAACAUCCAAAACUAAUGUUUUCAUGACUUAGUCAGUAUUUUCAGUGUACAUUCAAACUCGCACAUAUAGACUGUUUUGAUUUCAAUCAAACAGGAUGAUUAAACAUACUCCAUAAUAAUCUAUAUAAAGACCCACAUUAACCUCUCUUUAAGUCUAAAGGAAGUAUUCUGAAAGUGUUUACCUGAGCUAUAGCUUUGAGUUUUAAUAAGCCUAAGGCAAAAGUCCAAAAAGAGAUCCCUAUCGCGAUCACCUUGCUAAAAAAUAAUUGCCCAGCUACAGAGGGCAUUAUUUCUUGCUUUAUUAUUUCACAUCUUCAUGAUUCAAACAGGUUAUCUAAAUCUAGAGAUAAUUUUAGUUCUACGUUAAUCUUUCCUGCUAUGUAACACCAACAUGACCACAAAAGGAAGACGAGUGCACUUUAUCGAAACGUUUUCACACGUUGAAAGCUGCACGGUCAGCCAGAUCUGUUCUGCUCUACAUGCAUCAAGCUAGACGCUAUAAUCAGGUUUAUUAUGUGGCACAGUGUGUGGCCUUAAAAGUUCCGCUUUGACAUAUCUUGGCAAAAUUUCUCUAAUUGAGAAAAACAGCUAUCAAAACAGAUUCUUUUGCUUUAAAAAAAACAAUCUGUAUUGUUCCCGAGUCACACUCACAUCAGCCUUUACAAAAUUCCUGCAUCAGAUGCAUAAAUGUUGUAUUGUAAAUAUGUUCGCACUGCUUGAAGUUUCAUGUUGUUAAAGAAAAGACCGAUCUGGUGAUCAAGGGCCUUUAACGAGCUUAAAACUAAAAAAUGAGCUGCAGAUAUUUGUGGACAAGCUUAGCGCUGUGUUUAUCUCCACAGCUGUCGCUGCAUGCCUGAUCAGUGUUUUCUCAGGGAGUUCGACAGACGCUGUGUUUGUAUGACUAAUACGUGCUCCACAGUUGACAAUGUGGCUUUUUUUGUACGCUAAAGUGUUUUCAGCUCUUGUCAAACCGAACAAGGUGUUGGUGAUGUUUCCAUGUUUUGUAAACAAAGCUCUUUUUGUGUGUGUGUUCCUGUUAACUGAGCAUGCUCCAAGACCUGUCAGUGUUUAAGAGACUGGACUGCCUGAGCUUUUGCUGCCUGCACACAUUUGCCUUAAAAGUGUUUUUGCUUUUUGUGCUUUUACCAGAUGUAAUGUUCUUUAUAUUACAUAUUGUUAUAUGUAUAUUUUGCAAAAAUAAAAAAUGUUGAAAUCA
Messenger RNA from Oreochromis niloticus (Nile tilapia), 4957 nucleotides. It is a transcript of the gene slc9a1b, whose product is annotated as solute carrier family 9 member A1b. The record is from RefSeq and is a predicted model, not a curated record. Gene Ontology annotation, cellular component: plasma membrane. The coding region runs from base 349 to 2604 and encodes 751 amino acids. Gene Ontology annotation, molecular function: sodium:proton antiporter activity; potassium:proton antiporter activity. Lineage: Eukaryota; Metazoa; Chordata; Actinopteri; Cichliformes; Cichlidae. Gene Ontology annotation, biological process: regulation of intracellular pH; sodium ion import across plasma membrane; potassium ion transmembrane transport. The transcript is spliced from 12 exons.